Molecule: messenger RNA, 6230 nt
Organism: Phlebotomus papatasi
Lineage: Eukaryota; Metazoa; Arthropoda; Insecta; Diptera; Psychodidae
Product: proteasome activator complex subunit 4B-like
Exons: 8
Coding region: 265-5919 (1884 amino acids)
Biological process (GO): proteasomal ubiquitin-independent protein catabolic process
Cellular component (GO): nucleus; cytosol
Molecular function (GO): peptidase activator activity; proteasome binding
Source: RefSeq, a predicted model, not a curated record
AAAAACUGAAAUGUCAUUCGUCAUAUUGAUGACUACGGGAAAAAAUCAAUGAAAUUUAUUGUGUGAUUUUGUGCCACGAAUUGUGACGAAAAAGUUUUAAAUUUUCACUCAGUGUGUUCAGGUGGGUGUACAGAUUGCACUGAACAUUGUGAUUGUGUAGACAGUGUGUGAAAAGUGAGUGAAAUUUGGGAUUUUCUCGAAGGGGCAGAUGUGAGUUGUGUUUCGAAGUGACCGUGGGCUAGAAAAAUUAAGGGGACCCCCGAAAUGGAUGACUCAAGUGACGAAAGUGUGGAUUCAAUGGAUUCCAAGCAGAUGGAGAGGCAGGCAAAACUGGGAUUUAAGCCCCAGAGUGAAAUCUGGUGCAACAAACACCUGCCAUAUGCAGAUAAGUUGGAUGAGGAGUCACAGAAGAUGCUGCAUGAAAUAAAGACUUGCCUGGGCAAGGCUGUAGCCUUGAGAGAAAUGAAUCCGGCCGUUGGGAUCUACACGUCCAAGUUGAUGGCGUACAUAAAAAUGUAUGGAUUAAAAUUCUCCAAGAAAGAUCAUGUAAAAUUCAUAAAGCUCUUCCUCGAAAUGAUUUGCAUUCCAUAUCUAGAGACAACAAAAUUGGGAAAGUUCUGUGUCUUACUUACACAACUAUUUGCAAAACCUCACCUGAUAUCACCAGAUGAUUUGCAAGUGGACUGGCGACCUCUCUAUCACCUCAGUAAAAUAAUAUUGAACAAGAAUUGCAAUAAAGGCAUUAUGUAUCGCUUCUAUUCGAAGAAAGAUAGAAAGUCAGGAGAAAGUACACAAAUGUCGAUGAUUGCCUCAUUGGCACAGCAAUAUGGUUUUGAUCCGACACCUCUUUUGGAUAACAAAAACACGUCUCUGGAAUCAAAUCUACAGUAUGUUAUCCAGUGUUGUGCCUACUACUUUCCCAAGAAUUCCACCAGGGAGAUUCUCGAUGAGCUGUAUCCGCAGCUGGAGCCGCUGGAUACGGGCAAAGAUUGUGUUGUUUUUGAUUUGCUGGGAAUCUUUUUGAAUCCGUAUGAGGGACAUGAAUUGUGGUUGGAGGAUUUUAUGAAAUUGUGGAAUAUGUAUCACAAUCCAUCGUGGAAUGUGGACAUUAUGAAUUUGAUAGCAUCAACGGCAAGUCACAAUAUUGGGCGAAUUGAAUGGGAACCCUAUCUUCCGGUGAUGUUUUCGCGAAUUCUGAGAUCUGUUGAUUUGCCGGUAGUGUAUAAAAAUAUCGGAAGUAGCAGGAGUCAGACUUUGUGGGCAUCGUCAGUGUCAAUGUGGAUUGUUUCGAUAUUGGGACCAAAAUCCACGGGACAGAAGUAUUUGGAUAAAUUUAUGGGGACUAUUGAAUCUUAUCUGCAUCCAGCGAAUUCUGGCAAAUGGGUACACUAUCUCAGUGAUAUUCUUGUGCAGUUGGUGAAGUAUUUUGAGGGGAGAUUAAUUUCUGAGAGAUAUAGAAAGCCAUCGUGGAUGCGUAAGGUUCCGGAGGAGCAUAGAUUGACGGAGGAUUGUGUGACGGCUUUUGUGGUCAGUAUGAAGCCCGUGGCUUUUCAGAUGAUGUACUCUCGGGUUGGAUCAAAUGAUGUGGGUAAGGUGUUUAAGUUGUUGGCGGAUUUGAGACCAGAACUCAUCAUUCCGGGUGUUAUUGAGAGGGUCUAUGCAACGUUGGAUUCUCUAACUGAACCCCAUAAAUUAACAGCUGCUCUGCAGUGUUUUGUGAGUGUAGCCAGACCUUUGGUGUCUGGACAUAAUGGCUAUACUGAGGGUCGUACCCAUGUGAUACCCAUUUUAAUGGCUACACUGCCGGGAAUUGAUCCCAAUGAUUUCAAAAAGACAUCAGUUGUCCUCCAAUUUCUCACAUCUUUUGCUCUUAUGGUGCCCAUUGUCGAUUGCAGUAAGGCUUGUUUGUACUACAAUGAUCUUACGGAAGAGGAGAGAUUGAUAUGUGAACAAUCGGCUGAUCUAGGGGAUUUUGUUUUGCAAUUCCUAGAGAAGAUUUUCAUUUUGAUUGAUUCGAGUUCGGUGGAAUCUAUAAGGAUGGAACAAUCGGAUUCGGAUAAUAUAAGAUCAAAGAUGGAAGCUGUAGCUGAAGCUCUUAUUCAAUCUAGUGCUCAUGGGAUUUUGGCGCAGUGUUCGGAGGAGAUUAAGAAAUCAGCUGCCCGGAAGGUUGAAUUGUUCAUAAAGUCUCAUUUGUUUGAGCCAAAAGUCGCUGGUUUGUUGGCGGGAUGUUUGGUGAGGGUGAUGUCACGUGUUAGCGGAGACUUUUUUCUACGAUCCAUUGUGCCUUAUUUGAUUGAGACACUGCAGAAGUACUUUAGUGAUCAUGAAGAUAUUGCUGGUGUUGAGAAGCAGAGUGAUGAAGUGCAGUACUAUUUGAUAUUGCUGAUGAAUACAAUGAGAGGUGAUCCGCGUCAAUUUGUUCACUAUAUCGAUGAUAUUAUUCCGAUUAUUGAUCAAGUGAGCCGGUUUAAGUGCAAAUUGGCCAAUAAAAAGGCUGGAAGUAUGAUUUUGAAUAUAAUGAGCAAUGUAGGAACAUUGCAAACGCUAGAUAUUCUCAGUAGCCCGGAAAUUGUGACAAAACCCCUAGCGGAAUUUUUGCCAAUUAGACAUUGGGGUGAAAAGAUGAAGCCACAUGAUAGGAUUGCGUGGUAUAUGCCAGAUGAAGAUUGUCGGAAGGUUUGUGAAAAAUUAAUUCAUCGGUAUUUACCGCCAAUUCUUGAGGCAUUUGAGAAGCACAUUAGUGGUGAGAUUACAUUGGAUAGAGAUGAGAUCUUGAGGGAUGUUUCUAUGGUAACUUCACUGAUAAGGUGCAAUAAUUUUCUGCCUGUGUGGAAGACCGAAGAACCGAUGAAGUUGGUGGAUUCGUCAAUUGAUGGGUAUACAGCUGAUGUAACCCUGGGAUUUGAUGAUUUGGUAAUAACCAUGCCAGAUGGACGUAAUGUUCGGUUGGCUAUCAUUGAAACUCUGUCGAGAUUGCAAAAGAAAAUUCUCGAGUGUUCAGAGGAUGAUAUAAAAUCCCUGAGGGCUAUUGUAAGCCUUUGGGAUAAAGUGCAUAUGAGUAGGCACUAUAAUACGGUUUUCGAUACGCAAAUGAAGAAUUAUAUGGCCACAAAGCAUUUUCAGAAUUACAAAUUAACACUACAUAGGAGAAAUUUAAGAGCUGUAACUGCCAUGAGGGUGUUAAUGCAGCAAGAUUGUCGUGAUGAGUUGAGAAGAGCACGUUUUACGGCAACACAUCGGGAGAUCAUGUUAAAUCUCCUUACCCUAUCAACAUCCAACUACAGCACAAUACGAUCAAUGGCACAGGGACGACUAUUCAGUCUCUUUUCCAUCUAUGCCUUUUCCUAUCGGUGCAUUUUGGAUGAAUUGGUGGGAUACUUGAAAUUGGAUUCCAAUGAGCACCAUGAGAGCUUCAAGGGGGCUCUGUACAUCCUCAACGGACAGAGACGGAUGCGUCUGAUAGUGAAGCAUGAUUGGGAGUGUGUGGAGAAAUUGUGGUUGUCAUUGCUACAGUCAAAAUUGUCGGAGAAGCCAUCGGUGGUGAAACUUCUCGAUAUGGCCAUUGAUGCUAUCAACAAUGAAUUUCCCACAUUAAAUAUUGAACUUACAAUUCCCAACAAGUGCAUUGACUAUGCUCUCGAUAUACUCCCAAAGGAUGUUUCGCUGUCCGAGGAGGAUAUCAGAUUGGGUCAGGUUAAACUGUUGAAUCGCAAUGGGGAGAAUAGGUGUAAGUACAUCAAUAUUCUCAAUGCUAUUGUGCAAACAGUCAAAGAUAAUUCUUUGCACUGGCGUUACAAUCUCAUGGCCAGUUUGAUGAUUUUCAAUUUGGUGCAUCCGGAAACCAAGUAUCCAGAAAUUGUGGCAAGAUAUGUGGUAAAUAAUCUCAUCAAUGAUUCACUGGAGGAGAGAAAAAUUGCUGUACGCACAAUGACUUUUAUUAUGACACAGCAGAAGCCACAGCAUAAAAAAAUCACCGUCAAUCCUUUCAGUAUCUCCGGCACGGAACCCAAGAUAAAACUCCUACCGGGUUUACGUGCGGACAAUGCAUGGUUGCAGUAUGACAUCGAAAGAGCACCCAAGAGUCAAGCUGACUGGGAUGAACCACGUUUUAUUCAUCGUGGUCAGGGAUAUUUUGGCUGGAAGCCAGUCUUUCAGCUCUAUGCCCCAAGUGCUGAACAACCCAAUCUUGAUCGUUCUGAAAGCGAUAUGAAUGACACAGAAAUCGUCAUUUAUAAAUUCUUCAUGGAUCCGGAUAAUGUGGAAAAACUCGUGACAUUUUGGUCAUUGGAGGAGAAAAAGGGCAAAGAUAAAUUCAAUAGAUCAAGAUUUUUUCUCAUGAAGAGUCUCUGUUCAUCCUUUGGGGAUGCUUUCCUUGAUUCAUUCCUCAGCCACCUGCCGCGUCUUAUUGCUGGCAAAGAGUGCGAAAGUAAUCACAGAUGUGCUGCAGAAAUUAUGGCAGGUUUGAUGAAGGGUACCAAACACUGGCCAUAUGACAAAGCACGCAAACUCUUUGAGACACUGCAACCACUGAUCCGUGAGGCACUGAGUCAUGUGACAAAUGAAACAGAUGCUUUUUGGGGAACGUGUUUUGCCACAGCAGCAGAAAUGAUUGAUCCCAUGAGACAAUUUUGGCUCUAUGAAGUUCUCCUGGAGAAUCCUCUGAGAGAAUCCACGAGUUUCAUUGACUGCAGCAGAAUAUAUUGUCUCCAGGGUCCAUUCAAUCAGCAUGUCUGGCGAAUGAAUACCAUUGCUAAGAGGCUGUUGGAGUAUUUGCGUCCGUAUUUUGUGCAUCCUUUUCAGAAUGUCCGGGAGAGGCUAGGUAGUAUUCUUAUUAACAUCUUUGAGGCUGAUCUCACAUUUCCCGGAGGAAAUGAGCCUCAGUGUCCGCGGAUGAAGGACUUCAUCCAGGAUAUUUUACCUCAGCUCCAGAUUCUCUACAAUGACUACCCAAAAAUUGUUCUCAAAAGCAAAACGGAAUCCAAUGAGGAUCAAGCAUCAAGUGAGGAGGGAAUUGGGGAUGAUGCUGGAGCCAAUGAGACGACCAAACAAGUUGAUACUGAUUUUGAAGUGGCUGUGAGACUUUUUAAGACAAUAUCGCAUUGGAUAAUUGGUGUACUGAAUAGGACAACGAAUGGCAAUCAGCCUGAAUAUUUUGAAUUGUUGCCCUUUGCCUGUCGUCUGGAGAAGUGUGAGCAAGAUAGUGAACUUCAGGUGAUUUGCACAUCACUUCUGGCCAUGCUGUCUCAGGCACUAACACUGCCGGAUUGCAUGGGGGCUAGUCUGGCUAAGAUUAACGAUGUGUCGAGGAUGAGUUCAUGGUCAGCUCGAUUGGCUGUGGUGGAUGUGCUUCAGGUGUUGGUGUUUAACAAUAUGUCAAUUGUGUUGAGUCGUCUAGAAUGGGUAGAUACAGUGCAGGAAAUUGUGUUGCGUCUGCUUGAGGAUACGGUGCUAGAAGUGCGCGAGAAGGCAGCUCAGGUGCUUGGAGGAUUGCUCCAUUGCUCCUUUUUGCCAGCCACGGACAAAUUGUUGGAGUUAUUUAAGAAGAAAUGUCGUACGAAAGUGGUAAAGAGUUCACGAAGAGUUGUACCGGCAACUUGUGCUGUUGAGGCCCUAGCGGAGGCAUCUAUUGCAGAAUCGAGGGAGGCAAAUGCUGUGCGUGUGAGGCAUACUGGAGUUUUGGGACUCUGUGCCUUCAUCUCAGCAUAUCCCUAUGAUAUACCUGACUUUGUGCCAGAUGUUUUUGAACACCUUGGAGCACAUCUCAAUGAUCCUCAACCUAUUCCGUCAACAAUAAGAAAGACAGUUGGUGAUUUUAAAAGGACACACCAUGAUAACUGGGCAACACAUCAGUUAAAAUUUACUGAAGAUCAGUUAGCUGUUUUGAGUGAUUUAACUGUUCCACCUUCAUACUAUGCCUAAGGGUAGUUUGGUCCGUAAUGUAAAUGAGCUGGAAAAAUUGUUAAUAAUUUUCGGGUCAUAAGGGUUAAAAAAAAGGAAUAAAAUUAAAUUAAGUGUCAGGCUGAAAGAGAUGAGAAGUGGAAUUUUGGAUGCAAUAACUUGCUGACAAUUUCUCUGUUUUCUAGACACUUUCUUUCUGCUUGAUAAAAAUUAAGAUUUAGAUAGUGAUAAAAAUUAGACGAAAUGGAAUAAAAUAUGACGAAAUGGUUUUUUUUUUUUGAAAAAAUACAAUAAUAUAUUUUAAAUAAAAUAAAAUUGUUCAUGAUUUAACA